AUGGGUAUUUCUAGAGAUUCUCGUCACAAGCGUGCUGCUACUGGUGCCAAAAAAGCCCAAUUCAGAAAGAAGAGAAAGUUCGAAUUAGGUAGACAACCUGCCAACACCAAGAUCGGUGCUAAGAGAAUUCACUCUGUCAGAACUAGAGGUGGUAAUGAAAAAUUCAGAGCCUUAAGAAUCGAAACCGGUAACUUCUCAUGGGGUUCUGAAGGUGUCGCCAGAAAGACCAGACUUGCUGGUGUCGUCUACCAUCCAUCCAACAACGAAUUGGUUAGAACUAACACUUUAACCAAGGCUGCUAUUGUUCAAAUCGAUGCUACUCCAUUCAAGCAAUGGUUCGAAACUCACUACGGUAUUGCUUUAGGUAAGAAGAAGGCUACUGGUGAAGAAGAAGAAGAAACCAAGAAAUCCAGAAAGGUCGAAAGAAAAUUGGCUCAAAGAUCUGGUGCUUCUAACAUUGAAUCUGCUGUCGAACACCAAUUCAACGCUGGUAGAUUAUACGCUGCUAUUUCUUCUAGACCAGGUCAAUCUGGUAGAUGUGACGGUUACAUUUUAGAAGGUGAAGAAUUAGCCUUCUACUUAAGAAGAUUAACUGCUAAAAAAUAG
Debaryomyces hansenii CBS767 is the source of this 606-nucleotide messenger RNA. RefSeq names its product 40S ribosomal protein eS8 (gene RPS8A). The record is from RefSeq and is a predicted model, not a curated record. Gene Ontology annotation, biological process: translation; maturation of SSU-rRNA from tricistronic rRNA transcript (SSU-rRNA, 5.8S rRNA, LSU-rRNA). Lineage: Eukaryota; Fungi; Ascomycota; Pichiomycetes; Serinales; Debaryomycetaceae. The transcript has a single exon. Gene Ontology annotation, cellular component: ribosome; cytosolic small ribosomal subunit. The coding region runs from base 1 to 606 and encodes 201 amino acids. Gene Ontology annotation, molecular function: structural constituent of ribosome.